UAUAUAUUGUAUUUGCAUUUACUUGGAGUCAUGCAAAAACAAAGUGUCGAGAAAACGCACUUAGGGAGCCUGGGAUUCUGCAACUCGCUGCGAAACCCGCCAAGUGGGGCACAUGACCGAAGCCGUGGAAUGGAGUGAUGUCACCGCCAUCGUGCGAAGUGGCCCAAGCCCACCACUUGAUCCGUACCAACAGAUCCCUUUGUUCUAACUACGGUGGUGUCGGCGACCCAAAGCAUCGUGCCUUCACGACCGCCCACGACGUGCACACGUGAAGCGAUGAACCGUACCCAGCACAGCACAGGGCGAUCUCAUUCAGCCAGGAUUGGUUCAGCUCUUCUCGGGUAUGUGUUCUUCGCGUCCUCGGCACGGCUCCCCAUGGUCCCUGUCGACGUGGAGUCCCUGGCGACGCCCUCCUGCCCUGUGUCAAGCUGGGAUUUGUAAUCUCUUUCAUGUUUGUAAGCAAUUGGAACAAACCAUUUUGCCCUAUGGUUUGUCCCAAAAGGGGCAAAUGCACGGGCCAAAUGGGCCAAAUUCAGGUGGGAAGCAAUAGUGGGCCAAAUUGACCGAAGGAAACAAUGAAACGGAACCGAUGGAGCAGCGACGACGACGACAGCGACGAAGAGGUGCGUCGGCGGUCGAAGAAGGACCAAAACGACGGCAGUAAUCGACCUGUCAAAGUCGAAGAAGCUACCUCUUUGACUGCCCUCCCACAAGCGCACCAACCUCCGUCCCCAGAGCGAACAUGUGUCCGAAAAGGUCGUCCGGCAUGCCGCGGUGUGGACAACUACGCUCGAAUUGGCAAGAUCGACGAAGGAACUUACGGAGUCGUAUCGAAAGCCCGAGAUAAAGCGACAGGAGACAUCGUCGCGCUCAAACAGGUCAAGAUGGCUCCAGACAUCUGCAAGGAAGGGUUCCCCGUGACUGCUCUACGCGAAACCAACAUCUUGCUCGCGCUGCAACACCCCAACAUCAUUCGGAUGCGCGAGAUGGUGGUGGGAUCGACUCCAGACAAGGUGUACAUGGUGAUGGACUACUCGGACAACGACCUGAAGCGCGUGUUUGAGAAACAAGCGGCGACGAAACACCCGUUUUUGAGCUCCGAGAUCAAAACGUUGCUCCAGCAAUUGCUGCGCGCGAUUGCCCACAUGCACUCGAAAUGGUACAUCCACCGAGAUCUCAAAAGCAGCAACUUGCUGUACGAACAGGGUGUGCUGAAAGUGUGUGACUUUGGCAUGGCCCGCAAGUACGGCUCGCCCAUUCGAACAUAUACCCAACUCGUCGUGACUUUGUGGUACCGAGCCCCCGAGUUGCUCUUGGGUGCGUUGCAGUACUCGACGGCCGUCGACAUGUGGUCCGUCGGGUGUAUUUUUGCCGAAAUGAUUCUAUUGACGCCAUUGUUUAUGGGUCGAGGGGAAAUCGACCAGCUCGACCAGAUUUUCAAACUCCUCGGCGCCCCCACGGAAGCCAAUUGGCCCGGCGUCGACCAGCUGCCCAACGUGGCCAACGUCAAGUGGAAAGGUGCGAAGCGAUCGAUGCUCCGCGACAAGUUUCCCGUCGCAAGCGUCAUUGGGGGACAGAGUGUCCUGUCCAAUGCUGGCUUUGACCUGAUGCAAAAGCUUCUCACACUCGAUCCAGCCCAGCGCAUUUCGGCAAAAGAUGCGUUGAAUCACGAAUACUUUACAGAGUCGCCGCCGCCAAAGCCGACCCACCUCAUGCCAACAUUCCCGUCGUCGACAGCGUAAUCCUUCUGUGUCAACAUUGCGCUCGUUCUUGGACCCUUGGGCGUGCGCAUGCCAGAGCUCGAACAAAGGAUGAACAUGGUGGGGCGAAAUCGUCCACUGCCGUGAUUUGCCCAAUCGUGAUGAAGACAAGUUGCUCGUGCUCCUUUCUUGCGUGCUGAGUCGCGUGGAGUUUGUACGUCCCAGCGGCAUCGUCGACAUCGGCAGCGGCGGUGUCCACUUCGUGGACUGCCAGGACAUCGUGCGCUUCCAACCCCAGUUGCCUUGGGUGUGGCCUGGAUGUACUGGUGGCGUCUGGCGCCACGAGUGAAAGCUCACGAUGGUCAGGUCACCGCUGGAAGUAGAGCCAGCACCGACAGCCGUCUGGUAGAUCUGCAAAGACGUCGAGGUUUUGGUGCUUUCGUAGUGGAGUUGCGCGGCCAGAAGUAGCGUCAGAUACCGCCACGGACCCAACCGUCGUGCCAAUCCUCAUGUGGCGUUGCAGGAUCACUUUGUACAUUGGAGAUGGUGGCCGCCAUAACACGCGUUCCGUUUGGAUCGUGCGUCGGCCAUCUUGAAUGGACUCGAGUUCAUUCCAACUCGGAACGGCGCGAUCGUGUUGCAUCAAGACGUGGAAAUUCGUUUCGCCACUGGACCUUUCCAACGCUGCCGCUCGUGUCCGCUCGUCCCUCUUGUUGAGGGGAUCGUGGCGGGAUGCCUCGGAACCACAAACGAGGCGAAGCGGACUCGAGUGUGCCAUGCGCCAAAUUCAACGACGCUGGAACUGAGAGGUCGAAACUUGAGCACGUGCGGGCUUCACGUAUGCCGUGCAAAGUGCCAUGGCCAUGGACCUUUUCAGCGACCGGAGACAUGCGUCAUGCGCUCCUGUGUAAAGAACCCAACGGUUCGCAAACAACGAUUCAACAGGAUGGUUUCACUACAGAGGACGAAUCGAAAGGACUCCACUUGAUAAUGGAGACACGAGGACGCAGUAGCCAUUCCGUUUGCGCUAGGCGAUGCCGAUGGUGACGCAUGACGUGAUGGCCCACUUGGG
Molecule: messenger RNA, 2772 nt
Organism: Aphanomyces invadans
Lineage: Eukaryota; Oomycota; Saprolegniomycetes; Saprolegniales; Verrucalvaceae
Product: CMGC/CDK protein kinase
Exons: 2
Coding region: 576-1742 (388 amino acids)
Biological process (GO): regulation of mitotic cell cycle; protein phosphorylation
Cellular component (GO): nucleus
Molecular function (GO): cyclin-dependent protein serine/threonine kinase activity; ATP binding
Source: RefSeq, a predicted model, not a curated record